CGUCCAUCGAUCUAUAACCCAUGCAGUUAGCGCUAGCUAGGUAGCUCUCACGGGGAGAUCACGUCAUGUACACAUGAAACGUUUAGCUGAUCUUCGCCACAAACGCUAAUAGGGCUAAUAUUUCUCUCCUGCAUGCCUUGAUCCGUUCAUACCACGUCCUUUAAUUCAGUUUGCACGCUCUUUUAAUUUGCAUUCAAGUUCAAGCACUGGCCGCAGUACUGCGGUACUACUACUGAUUUUCUGGAGAAAGGAGGAUGGCACAUCACUCGUGUUGCAUUAACCAAAAAGUGAAGAAAGGGCUAUGGUCACCAGAGGAGGAUGAGAAACUCAUCAAAUACAUUUCAGCCAAUGGCUAUGGUAGUUGGAACUCAGUGCCUAGACUUGCUGGCCUCCAGAGAUGCGGAAAGAGCUGCAGACUGAGAUGGGUAAACUAUCUCAGACCAGACUUAAAACGUGGGAGCUUCUCUCCCCAAGAAGAAGCCCUAGUCAUUGAACUCCACAGAAAUAUUGGUAACAAGUGGUCUCGUAUAGCCAAGCACCUACCUGGAAGAACAGAUAACGAGGUGAAGAAUUUUUGGAACACAAGCAUAAAGAAGAAGCUCCGGUCCCAAGAUCAUGCCAUUCCUCAUGCUUUAGCAACAUUUUCUGUAACUGAGUAUCUUAGUGGUUCAGAGGAAGCUGGUGUCUCACCUCAUGUUCUAAAUCGGGAUACCAACUUGAACAGAAAAUCCCAACAAGAUGAGCUACACCAACCCCCUUCAAUCAGGAUGCUACAAUCUUUAGAUCUUAGUGAUCGUAGAAUAUUGGAACAGAGCAGUUGUAGUCCUAGUUGGGUCCAUUUUCCACCUCUAAUCCCACCACUCCCAAAUUGUUCUAUUAAAACUUGGUCACCGAGGCAUGAUCAUCAAACACACGAUCAACUUGGUCCCAAUCAACAAGAUCAAAACUUCAUCAUGAGAGCAGCAACUCUGCAUGAUAGUAGCCUUGUUAUCAACCCAAGAUUAAUCACUGAACCGGAUUCUGAAAAUGCAAUAUUGGCACCCGAAAUGCCGGAACUCUAUGAAAUCAUCGUUGGCGGGAUUAAUGUUGGUAGCGAUCAGCGCAACUCCUUCGGCAGAAAUACCCCCACCUGCUGCAAGAUACCCUAAUGCUCUUCAUUCCGGUUACUUGGGUUCAGCUUGAUUGAUCACUUGCAUAAUUCAGGCAUUCAAAUGGGGUGCACCUACAUGCAUUAUAUAUACCAUCAUUGUAGUAAUCUUCAUCAGAAUUGCCGCCACUAUAUGAAACUGCCACUACUUUAUCAACUAA
Messenger RNA from Carya illinoinensis, 1308 nucleotides. Its product is annotated as transcription factor MYB61-like. The coding region runs from base 255 to 1148 and encodes 297 amino acids. The transcript has 4 exons. Lineage: Eukaryota; Viridiplantae; Streptophyta; Magnoliopsida; Fagales; Juglandaceae. The record is from RefSeq and is a predicted model, not a curated record.